GGAUCAGGUGGACUGUUUGCUGGUGGGUCCAGGGGACCGGCUGCGGUUUCUUGCCGGCGCUGGGCAGCGCCGGCGAAUAUGGAGUCGACGAAGGUUGGUGGAGCGGAGAGGAGGAGGAAGGGGAUGGAGUGGACAUUUGGCGGUGGGUGGAAGGGGAAGCGGAGUUAGGGUUAGGGUUUAUGGCGGAAUUUGGCAGUGGAGAAUUAUGGUGGUGGUGGUGGCGCCUUGCGGCGGAGGAUGGUGGUGGUGGUGAUUGUGGAUGAGGGGUUAGGCAAAGGCUGUGGAUCUCAGCUAAGUGGGCUUUCAUUAUGGGCCUGUUAAGUAUAGCCCAGUCAGAACUUACAAGCUCAUCCAUUUUGCAGGCCCAGGUCUGAUUUCAUUCAUCUCCAGUUUGCGCCAUUGCUAUCAGGAUCGUAAAUGACAGCGAGAGCUAUGAUGAACCUCCGGAGCAUUCUAAUUGGCUCCGCCGUCUUCCGGCUGGUUCUGAUUCUGUACGGGGAAUGGCAGGACGCCCACAUGGAAGUUCGCUAUACCGACGUCGAUUACCUCGUCUUCUCCGAUGCAGCUUCGUUAAUGGCUUCUGGGUCUUCUCCGUACAAGAGAACAACUUACCGCUACUCCCCUUUGCUCGCUUUUCUUCUGAUUCCCAACUCUUUUCUGCACCGCGCAUGGGGGAAAUUCAUCUUCUCUGCUUCAGAUCUUCUAGUUGGCUACUUCAUAUACAAAAUUUUGAAGCAACGUAAAGUGGCUGAGGAUCUAUGCUUAUACUCAGUAAUGGUAUGGCUCCUCAAUCCAUUUACCUUCACCAUUGGAACCCGUGGCAACUGUGAGCCCAUUGUUUGUGCCAUGAUUUUGUGGAUCCUUAUCUGUCUAUUGAAUGGUCAAAUAAUCCAAGCAGCAGUUUGGUAUGGACUUGUAGUUCAUUUCAGAAUCUAUCCCAUAAUCUAUGCCCUGCCAAUCAUUGUGGUUCUUGAUCCACGUUACGUCCAACUUGGAAAGAAGCCACUCCUUGUGAACUGGAAAUCAAACACCCAAAAGCCAUCAUCUCAAAGCAGUGAGGAAGCAUCUACCCGAUACAACCUAUGGACAGCAGCAAAAUCCAUGUUUUCCAAAGAGCGAAUACUGUUCGGUCUAGUUUCCGGAGGCACAUUCUUCCUAUGCACCGGCCUUUUCUUUCAUCUAUACAAAUGGGAAUUCUUGCAUGAAGCACUGUUGUACCACCUCACUCGUGCAGAUCCGAGACACAACUUCUCCAUCUACUUCUACCACAUCUAUCUCCAGUAUGGCCACCAGCUUUCCCUGGUGGAAAAGCUCAUCUCUUUCUUGCCUCAGUCGAUUGUGCAACUAGUUCUCGUAUCAAGCUUUGCCCAAGACCUCCCGUUCUGCUUCUUCCUGCAGACGGUGGCCUUUGUCGCGUUCAACAAGGUAAUCACGGCGCAGUAUUUCGUCUGGUUCUUUUGCCUGCUGCCUUUAAUCUUGCCGUGGAGCGACAUGAAGCUGAGAUGGGAAGGGUUGAGCUGUGUCGGGUUGUGGAUGGGAGCUCAAUUGCACUGGCUGUUGUGGGGUUACUUGCUCGAGUUCAGAGGCCAGAACGUAUUUCUUCAGCUCUGGAUGGCGAGCUUGGUUUUCCUUUUGGCGAAUGCUGCUGUUAUGGCUGUGUUCAUUCGACGACAGAGGUGUUCUCCGAUCUUCUUACAGAUGAAGGUAACAGAUGCAAAGGGUGGAGUCAAGUCUGAAUGAACAGAAAGAGACUAUGGUUUGUACUUUGUAAUGGUCAUGUAUUGCCUUGCAUUAUUUCCACUCUCAAAGUUAUUAACUUUGGGCCGUUUGGCCAACGUGUAAACCAGCAUUUUCACUCUACCAGAUGUCUUCUUCCUGUUCAAUCCACAUCAUCAGUUACUUCCAUAAUUCUCCAAUUAAGAGACUACGAGGCUGCUGAUGU
Linum tenue is the source of this 1942-nucleotide messenger RNA. The record is from the annotation of a GenBank genome assembly. Lineage: Eukaryota; Viridiplantae; Streptophyta; Magnoliopsida; Malpighiales; Linaceae.